Canis lupus familiaris (dog) is the source of this 1043-nucleotide messenger RNA. Its product is annotated as proteasome maturation protein-like. Gene Ontology annotation, biological process: proteasome assembly. Lineage: Eukaryota; Metazoa; Chordata; Mammalia; Carnivora; Canidae. The record is from RefSeq and is a predicted model, not a curated record. Gene Ontology annotation, cellular component: nucleus; cytoplasm.
ACAGAGCAAGUGAAGAUGAAUGCCAGAGGACUUGGAUCUCAGCUGAAGGACAGUAUUCCAGUUACUGAACUUUCAGCAAGUGGACCUUUUGAACAGCAUGAUCUUCUUCGAAAAGGUCUGCCUUGUGUGAAAAAUGAACUUUUGCCCAGUCAUCCUCUUGAAUUAUCAGAAAAAAAUUUCCAGCUCAACCAAGAUAAAAUGAAUUUUUCUACAUUAAGAAACAUCCAGGGUCUGUUUGCUCCACUAAAAUUACAAAUGGAAUUCAAGGCAGUGCAGCAGGUUCAGCGUCUUCCAUUUCUUCCAAGCUCAAACCUUUCAUUGGAUAUUUUAAGGGGUAAUGAUGAGACUAUUGGAUUUGAAGAUAUUCUUAAUGACCCAUCACAAAGUGAACUAAUGGGAGAACCACACUUGAUGGUGGAAUAUAAACUUGGUUUACUGUAAUCUGUUGUGCUGUUCAUGAAAAUAGAGGGGCUGCAUGUUGUUUAUAGUCAUCUUUUUACUAUAAUUUGAUGUGUACAGCAUUAAAAGUACUGACACAUGAUAAUUUUUGCCUAAAUAGUAUUUGUGAUCAUUUGAAAUGAUUUAGUCUUUGGUUUAUGGCCAUGUGACAAUUGAAGCACUAAAGGAAGAUGAUUUUAAAACUCCCAAUUUAUAUGAAAACAAUAGCCUUCUAUAUGUCUUUCAAAAAUUGUUGUUAAUGAGUAUUUUAAAAUUGUACAGGUUUCAAUCCAGCCUGUUUUCUGGGUAUCCCAUAAAUUUAAUUUUGAUUACCAUUAUCAGCAUUUGAGUCUACAACCUUCAUAGUAGCAUCUCAGAAUAAAUAUCUGUAAUUGAUUUCAGUGGUAACACUUCAAAUUAAGUACAGAGUAGGGUAUUUAUAUUUUACCUUGUUUCACUAUAGCCUGUUGAUACUUAUAAGAAAAAUACUGGGUUUAUUGAUGCUAUUUUAGAAUUGUAGCUAUUUGAUUCUUUCAAUUUGAAAAGUAUAAGUUCAAAGGUUUUGAUUUUGGUCUUGUCUUUAAAAUGAAAAAUCAACCAGCAUA